AUGGCGCCCUCGGUUGCGGGCUCGCAGAAAUCGGAUGCGCGCGAUAACACAGCCGUCGAGCAGGGCGUUGGCCAGGCAGCGUCCGUCAUCGUACCGCUCAUCGAACUGGGCGCGAUCGCUUUCGAGACGUGGGUUCUGGUCUACCUGAUAUGCGUCCAGUACCUGAUAAACCCCUCCAACGACCUACGGCAGAAUCACAAUAUCCAACCCCGACGAUCGACCGGCAUCGCGCUCAUCGUCCUCUAUGCCCUGCUGCUCCUCAUAUUACUGAUUGCUUGGAUGCGCCUCGUCCAAGUCAUAUGGUCCAAGCAAGACCUCACUCCGCUCGGCGAUAUCUCUACCGAGAAAGGAAACACAAAAGCGAAGUGGGUCGACGAGUACGACGCGUACGUCUGUGACUACGAGGGAAAGCCGCUCUGGUGCGACAAGUGCCACAACUGGAAGCCGGACAGGACGCAUCAUUGUAAAGAGUUGGGACGUUGCGUAAGAAAGAUGGAUCACUACUGCCCUUGGGCUGGGGGCAUCGUAGCCGAGUCUAGUCAUAAGUUCUUCCAGCAAUUUGUUACCUGUGGCUCCUUGUAUACGCUAUACUCCCUCAUCGUAGCUGCGGCAUUUUUCAGCGAUCGCGCAUCCAAAAUGAACUCUCGACCGGGAACAUGGAUAGCGGCUCUUGUUGUCCCAGUAGUGUUUUUCAUCUUCGGCUCCACCAUGGCCUAUAUGACGGGCUACAACCUGAUGAUCAACUACACAUCUGUGGAAGGCAUCCAGCGCGGUGGUAUUCACAACAUUGCCUUCCUGAUAUCACGAAUGCCGCGCGAUCGUAGCGUCCCACCAACCCCUCCUACACCUUCCAAGGACGAACCUGAUAAUCUGGUACCCCGUGAGGAUUGGCCUGUUCUUUGCACUGUGCAGCCCAGUGCUGGACGUACAUAUGUUGUAAUGCAGACCAAGCCUUAUGAGCAUCCGUGGUACACAGGGCUUAUGAAGGGCUGGAAAGACACAAUGGGUAACAGCCCAAUCGACUGGUUUCUGCCGACUAAAAUGAGUCCAUGCAAGCAGAAGAGUCGAAGAGGAGAGUUUGAGUGGGGCGAAGUCGUAUACGACAUGGCGAGGCAGUAUGAGAAAGAUAACCCGGGCACUCGCCUGUCAAUCCUUUCCUAA
Molecule: messenger RNA, 1161 nt
Organism: Dothidotthia symphoricarpi CBS 119687
Lineage: Eukaryota; Fungi; Ascomycota; Dothideomycetes; Pleosporales; Dothidotthiaceae
Product: zf-DHHC-domain-containing protein
Exons: 2
Coding region: 1-1161 (386 amino acids)
Biological process (GO): peptidyl-L-cysteine S-palmitoylation; protein targeting to membrane
Cellular component (GO): Golgi apparatus; endoplasmic reticulum
Molecular function (GO): protein-cysteine S-palmitoyltransferase activity
Source: RefSeq, a predicted model, not a curated record